AAAAAACUUAGAGUCAAAAAACAAUAUACUUCUCUUAGAAUGUUUUAAAUAUCCAAUGGCUAAACGUAUCCUAGAAAUUUAUCCAAUCGUGAUAAACAUACAUUAGUCAGUCAAUAGUUGGAUUGGCGGUACACACGAGUGUUGUCUAAGUGAAAUAGCAUUUCGAACAUUUCCGUGUAAUGUAGCUUAGUAAUAACAAAUUGUAAGUAUUGAAUCGUCAUACUUAUAUCAAUACCCAUUAUUCCAUUGGAAAGUGUCAAAAAUGGAAAUUUUGUGAUUUUUAUGUUUUAAUAACUAUUGAGUAGUUAUUUUACUGAAUUAAUAGGUUAGUAUGAAACGGAGUGUCUAUGAUAUGUCGACGAUUGCGACCAUUUCAUUGUAAACGUGAAAUAAAUAUAGACAAUAACUGAUCAAAAUUUUUAUCUAUUGCUGUUUAUCAGUGUUCUAAUAUUUAUAUAUAAAAAUUAUUAGACUCAUUUGAAAUGAUAUUGCGUGUCUUCAGAAGCCUACAAUAUGCAAUUUUUGUUAGUAUGUGUUAAAAUGUUGAUUACAUAUAUCAUUACUAACACGUAUGACAAUUCUGUUAUGAUUCUGAUGAGUUAAUUAUGGUGAUCUUCAAAACUGCUUUAGAUAAAUGAAUACCUAUAAACUCUACUUGCAAAUACUCAACAAAAUGUCAUGAACAGUAUUGACUUGUACAAGCAGAUGAGUAAUAACAUUAUUGAUAUGCGAUGAGUGGUGGUGGAUUCCGAGGACGCGGAUUCGGACCACAUGGGCCAAGAUUUAAUAGCCCAAUAUCAGGAGGACGAAAUGAUGGUUCAAGAAAUGGGCCGAGACAUAGAGGAAAUUAUUCAAGAGGAAAUUAUAGCAACCCACCACAAUCAUUUUCAUCACAAUCAGGACAAAGUAGAAGAGGUGAUCAACAGCAAGAAAACUGGCCUCAAAACCGAUCAUUGUCACGAUGGGAGCAGCCACAUGGUCUUCAGGGUAAUAAUCAACCACCAACUUGGUCUCACAAUCGCGGGGAACCUUUUCAAAAUUCAUCUGUAAGAUUUCAAUAUCACAAUAAUGCAUCUUAUCAUUCACGAAGUGGAAGAGGCCACUUCAGAAGUAAUAGUGGUGGAGGAGGUAAUUUCAGAUUUACUGAGCAUAGAGGAUCAAAUAAUUACUAUAAUCCACCAUAUUAUAAUACUCCAUAUAAAGAAAACACGUUUCAUCAACAAGAACAAAAUAUAAUCCCUAAUGAACCAGUUCCCCCUCUACUUGGCUCAGAGGAAGAACGUCAGCAAAAGAUAACGGAAGCAGCUGACGAAUUAAAAAGAAAACUUUUAACCAAUCGAGCUAUACCUGAAGAAGAAUCAAACUGGUAUGAAGAUUUUAAUAUUGAUAGCAUGACCGCUGCGGAUAAAGAAGCAAAUACUAUUAAGGCAAUUCCGGAGUUAAAACAUGGUCCACCUGAACUAAAGUUAACUUUAAAUGAUUUAAAGGAUAUUGGCCGAGUAGAUAUUGAUAAUACAAUCGAUCCUUCUGCAACAGAACCAAAUUUAAUUAUUGAACCUUAUGAUGAAAGUGCUGAAACAAAUAGUAUCCAACAUGAUAGCAAUGAUAAUAAUGAAGAAACACAACAACUACCGUUGAUUACUCUUGAAUAUUCUAGUGAAUCUAUAGACCUUGAUAUUGAUGAUGGGACUAAAAAGUCGAUAAAAAAAUCAAAACGAAAUUCUAAAGUUAGGUUGAAAAAUGCAGAAAAAACAGUCACUGAACAUCAAAUAACUGGAGAUGCUAUUUUCAAUAGUUCAAAAGAAAUUAUUCAAGCUUCAAGUGUAAUUGAAACGGAAGAUAAAAAUAAAAAAUAUGUGAAUGUAGAAGAUAUUUCAUUAAAUGCAAUCGAUGACGAAUCAGUCAUUAAUAUUAAUCAAAGUAAUAUGAUGAGAAGUACUUCGAUUGAUAGCCUAUCGAAUUCUCAAUCAUCUACCGUCCAAAAUUCAUUAGAUUCUUUUUCAAUCAUGACUGCUGAAUCUGUAGAAUGUAUCUCAAAAAGUUCUCUCCAAAAAUCCAAUCCAAAGAAUAUUUUGUCACCAAAUACAUUAAAGACAAAUGAAAGUCUAUCAGAAACGUCAGAACAUGAUAAAUCAGAAAAACAAAUUCAUCAAAACUGUCAAAAACAAGAAACCAAAAAUACAAAAAGUGAAAAAAUUCAUAUCAUUAGUGCUUAUAAUAAAAGGAAGAUGAAAAAAGAAAGUUCAAAACCUCCACUUGAUUUCGAUCCAAGAAAACCACCUCCUCAUGUCAAUCAAUCGUUUACGACAAAUGAAGAAAUUUUACAACCUCCACCGGCAUUUGAUCCACGACGAAAUUUAUCAACCAUUAUACCUGACUUUGAUCCUCAAAUGCCACCUCCAAUUCUUAACAAUCAAACAGAUACAAUCAAGUCGUUUAAUACUCAUCUCCCUCCAAUGCCUUCUAUUAUUCCAUCUGCACCUGCCACCGGUGUUCCCAUUAAUAUGCCAUCUACUAUGCCUGGUUAUGGACACCCAGGUUACAAUCCAAUGGUACCAUAUGUUCCAGCCGUUCCGAUGCCGUAUUCACAAGUAAUUGCACCUGUGGAAUAUUCACUGACCCAAAUGUCUCAACCACCAUUACCGCCUUCGACAGUAAAUGAUUCUUUAUCAGUUGAAAGAGUCACAAAUAAGUCUGAAACUAAUGGUGAUCCUAAUUUGAGUGUUGAUGAUGUUCUUGGUGAAAUGAAAGAAGCUAUGGAAUUUGCUAAACAAUGUAUGGUUAUGGGAGAGGAUGAAGAUGUUAUUAACUUUCCAACGCUGCCUAAUUUACCUCCACUCCCAAAAUUUGGAGAGCAUAACAAAGAUAAACCUACUACCAAACCGAAGAAAACAAAAAAAUCUAAACAGGAGACGUGUUAUGGGCCACACCCGAAACCCGAUUCAGAAAAUAUACAAGAAACCAGUAGAGAACAGACUUUAGCUUCAAUAAGAUUGCCAGAAGAAAACAGUACAUUAUCAUUAGAAAAGAAAAGUAAAACAUCCGAAAUCAAUUAUAAAAUCACAGAUGAAAAAAAUACAUUAGUUGAAGAAACAAAUAAAAGCAUUGAAGAAAAAGUUAAAUGUUAUUUAGAAGAAAGCCCAGCAGAUGAUCUCGGACGUCGUAAAGUGAUGUUUAAUUUAAGUUCGAAAUUUAAAAAAUUAAAUAAGACUGAAGAAUGGAUGAAUGAAGCAAUGGAGGAAGAGAAUAAGCAGAAAAAUAGAAAAUUGAAAAUACUCUCAUCACCUGCUGUUGCUGUUGUUGCUCCUACGACAAUGACUAGUACACUAAUAGUUGAAACAAAACAAAAUAAUCAUACUAGUCAAGAAAAAAUAAGUUCAAAAUUAAUAAAAGAUAGUUCUUCCAGUGAAAAUAGUCAUCAAAAGGAUAAAGAUUCAAUACAAACUAAGAAUAAAAAUAAAGAAAAAGAAUCAGAGAAACGAGAGAGUAAGAAAUAUAGUGAUAAAAUUGAUACUUACGAAGAUAUUCAAAGAAAGACCAGAAAAAGCAGCAGAGCACAACUGACAUCUGGUUCAAAAUCAGAAAAAAACGAUACUAACAAUGAAUUUAUCGCUGAGAAAAUCAGCGAAGCAAAAACAUAUACACACAAACUAUCUGCAAAGAAAAUAACACCUGCUUUGACUGAGUCUUCUUGGAAGAAUCGCGUAAUUACACGUUUUUUAAAGAUGAGUAAAAAUGAUAUUCAAAAUAUGAUAAAUAAUUCAAGUCUUCGUAAAUUCGACAUUGCCAUGCAACACCUCGUUAAAGAAAAGAAAUCAUCUCUGUCUUUAGAAAUGAGACUCAAUGAACAUGAAAAAAUGAAAAACAGUAGUAAUUAUAAUAAUGAAGAUUUUAUGAGUCAAUUACAGGCUAUUCUCGAUCCAGCAGCAACAGUUGACAUUACCAAUUUACCAACGACUUUUCUACAUCAAUUAAGUGAGGUAUUACAUUUAGAUCCAUUGCCUACUGAUCUAGAAGAUUCAUCAGACAAAUCGGAACCGCAGAUUUCACUUAAUCAAGAUUUGUUAUCAUUAAAAAUGGAUAAACCCGUGUCCAUAGACUCGUCACAAUAUCCUGAGACCAAUACACCUGCUUCUUCAACUCAUGAAAUGUCUAAACCAAGGAAGAUCGAUAAACAGAGUAUAGACAUGACAAAAUACACAUCGACUAUGGACACUAGCACACAUUUUCGGACUCGGAACAAACGCAAUGAGGUUGAUACCAGCGUUCAACGAUCGGCCACAAGUAGUACCGUAACUCCAAUACAGUCAGCUUCUACCAUAGAUAACUUGAAUAUGGAUGACCUAGAUGAUAUAUUUGUAGCUGGUAUACGAGCCAAAGCUAAGUCUACUUUGCAGUCUUUAAUCAACAGUCCUAUAACUACCAAUGAGCGAAUUUCAACAACAAUGCCUGUAAAAAAAAUUGAAUUGACGUAUACCGAAAGUGAUAAAAUACCUACUGCAGAAUUAGAUGAAAUUUUUUCUCCUGUUCUAGCUAAGACUAAAACAUUUUCACUGAAAACUACUGCAUCAACUAACAUGGAAACACUUGAACGAGAACAAUCACAUAUGUCACACCGAGAAUCGCAUAGUAAUAGCAGUGUUAUAAGUUCAUGGAAAAGAAAGGGCAUUGACGACCCUGAUAAUUUUCGCAAUUUAACUAAAGAAGAGUAUGAAGCACGGUAUGGAGAUUUUUCUCAUAUUUCAAAUGAAGAUGAAAAUAGGACGAUAACACAUAAAACUCAAAAAAUGAUUCUCAAUGGCCGAGAAAUUAUAACAUACUCAACUCAGUCAAAUAAAAAUUAUACAUCAUAUACUCCACCAGAUGGACAAAAUAAUAAUCUUACAGAAAGUGAAAAUGAAAGUGUUAGUGGACUUGAAUCGGAUAGUUCAAGUAGCUCUAGUUCAGUUAGUGAUGAAGAAUCUUUAGAUGUAUCCAAAGUUUUACGAUUUAUAAAAGAACGUGAAAAAAUUGCAAAAAAGAAAAGUAUUAAUGAAGAAAUACGAGAUGAAGUGAGUGCAGAAAUAGAAAAGAAACGUAGAGAAAAAAAUGCAAAACACAGGUCACAUAAAUCGCGAUCGAAAAAGAAAGAGAGAAGAAAAAAAGAGAAAGACCGAAAAGGAAGAAAAAAGAAACCAAAGAAGAAGCGUAAACGUAGACAUCAUUCACCGUUAUCUAAUAUUAGUGAAAAUGAAAAUGCGGAACGGCCUUUGUGGUUGUUAAGAGAAAAUGAAAUUAAAAAAGAACCAACUGAAGAAAUUUUAAAAGAAGAAGAAGAUGAAAAUGAAUCAGAUAAUCAUAUUAUACAUUCAAAAACUACUUUAAUUACUCAAACAUCUAUGACGACCUCAGAAAGUAUAAAAAAUAUUGGUCCAAAAGUUGGUACAACAAUACAAACUUCUACUGUAGUUUCACCCCAACAAUCAUCAAUAGUCAAUCCAAUUGUCACUAAUUCAGUGAUAUCGAACAUAAAAAUUUCUCCAGCAUCACCAUCACCAACUUUUUCAUCAAGAACUAAUAAAACGUCAUGCCCUUCAAAUUUGCGUUCAUCUCAAUCCCCUGUACCACAUACGAAGACAAAAGCUCAGUUAAAGCAAAUGCCAGAAGUGCUUACAAAAACAAAAACUGAUCAACCAACAUCAAUAGAGACUCAACUCUUUACUGAAAAGGAGUCUAUCAACAAUCAAAUAUGUGUUCAAAAAACUAAUUUGACGACUGAACAAUCAUCAAAAAUUAUUCCAAUAACAACAGAGAAAAUUACAACAUCGACAGCUUCUGGGCCACGGAAACUUGACAUUAAACAAUACCAAGAGCGUGCUCAUCGACGAAAGCUUCAAGAACAAGAGAAAGGAAGAGCUAUCGCAGAAAAUCCAACUGUUUUGACACAAGAUUUAUUAAAACUUCCAACAAUAAAUAAAUGUCCAACUGCAAGUGAAAAUCAAUUGAGUUUAAUAACAUCUUCAGAACCUUCUAAAUCUACUACCAAUCUACCUAUUAAUACCACAAGUACUCCCGAAGCUGAAGAAAUUGAAAAAAUUGUUCAGAAAAUUCCUCGUAACACAACAUCUAUCUGCAAAACUGAAGAGAAAUCUUUGACUGAAACUUCUAAAAUUUCUAACAUUCCAGUUUGUACUAAAUUAACACAAACAUCAACAUCUACUUCAAUGUUAAAAACUUCAAAAGAUAAAAAUAUUGAGGAAAGUAAAUUUGCUAAUAUAAAAUCUGAGGGUAGUAAGGAAAUGAAACUUAAAGAAAAAUUGAAGAGAAAGCCUGUAAAACCUGUCAUUACUAAUAUCGCAGUUUUAAAGAAUAACCCGCUAUCUUCUCAAAAUAAAAAAUCAAAAAUUGGUCCAAAGUCGUCAAUGUCUGUUAAAACUUUGAAUAUGGGCGAAAAAAAAAUAAAAACUUCAGAAAGUUUUCACACAACUGCCCAAAGUGUGCUAUUGUCUUCAGCUUCUAGUAACACCAAUAUUUUAAACGAAAAGAAGGCAUCUAUAAAUAUUGAAAUCGACCAGCAGAAUAAACUUAAACAAAAAAUGAGUAAAUUAGAAGAAGGAAAAGAUAUAAGCAUAAAAGAACUAAGUGUAUCUCAAGUCAAUUUAGCUGAAGAAUUGUGUGAAGUGCCAAAAGAAAUAGUUUUAAAAGAUAAAUCAACUUUAUGCAAAAAAAUCCAUACUCAUGGUAAAAUGGCACAAAAAUUUUUCCAUUAUUUUACUUCAUCGAAACAAAUUCAGAGUGAUGGAUUUCCUGAUACGGUAACAUUUGAAAUAAUGGAAACCAACAAACAAUAUAUUCCUAUAAAAAAUUUCAAUGAUGAAUCAACGUUAUCAUCAAAUAAAACAAAUGAAAAUCUUGAGAAAACAAUUCAUGAAAAUACGACAGAUUUGAAUGAACUAUCGAAUCCAGUACUAAAUAAGGAAAUGAAAGAGGAAAUUGAUGAGUCGAGCAUUUGUAGUGAAGUUCAACCGAUUUCAAUCAAUUUACAGUUUGAAAAAGAUAAUGGGAAUGGAGAUAUGUUACUUUUGGUAAGUAAUCGAAAAAAAAAUUCAAUUGAUGCAGAAAAUAUUACAGAAGAAACAAGUAUAGAAAAACCAUUCAAAUCUGAUGACUGUUCAGUUAAAGAAGUAGCUCUUAUAAAUAUGCCAAUGAAUAAAUUAGAAACUAUUGAAAUACAAUCGGUAAUAAAAGAAAAAGAAAACGAAAUAAAAAAAGAAGAGUUACUAUUGUCCGAAAAAGAAGAAAAUCUAUCAAUUUCUCAUCUCCAAGAGUUAGAAAAACUUUCAUCAACUUUAUCCAAUAAUUCUGAAGAUCGUUUGAGCGAAGAUAUUUCAGAAUGUAGUACUUUAGUGCCUUCUGAAGAAAUUAAAAUUAUAAAUACAUUGGAAAGAAUUACAACAGAGGAAUUUGUAAAUAUUUCUGAUGGUGAAUUGAUAGAUGAUAAAGUAUUUUCUGAAAAUCCACUACCAGAAAUAAAUUCUCUAUCAGAAUCACCAGGUGAAGCUAAAAAAGACUUAACUUUAAGAGAGUCAGAGCUUUUGUCUAAAACAUCAGAAAAUAGUGAGAUAUUGUCUUCUGAAACUAAUGAUUGGAAUGUUAGUGGUACGAAAAAUGAAGAUGAAAUUGACUUAAUACCGGAAGAGAUAAUUGAUCAGUCUCCUCAUGAACAAGAAUUAGAAUCGUCUUUACUUAGAGUUCAAACACUAAAUACUUAUGAAUCAGAAGAUAUUGAAACGCCAUUUUCUUCAAAAUCUGUGGUGCUUCAUGAUAAAGUAUUAGCUGCAGAUAAUGUCAGAAAUUCAUUUUUAGAUGAUCCAAUUACAUUUUCAAAUACAAAAUCUCCAACUUCUGAAACAAUGGAAUUCGAAAUUUUAAAUGACGCUGAUAUAGUGGGAUCAAUUUACAAUAAUCAAUUAGAUGAAACUUCACCUAUUGAUAGUAUAGAAGAUGUUCCAGCUGAUGAACCAUUUGGAGAAGAUGAAGGAGUAAAUACUUUAACACUUCCAGCUUUAGAAAGUCCUUGUUUGCCACCAGAAACUGAUGAUAGUUUUAUUUUAAGUCAAAAUUCAUCUAAACAAAUAAAAGACACAGAUUUUCCAGACAAAGAAUUAAUGAAAGAAAUUGAAGGGACAUCACCAGAACGUUUACCAUCUCCAAUUCUUCAACUUUCGUCUAAAUUAUCUGAUAAUGAUGAUGAUGAUGAUGAUAAUAAUAAUAAUAAUGCUGAUAACGAUAUUAGCAAUGAUAAAAAUCAUGAUGAUGACAACUCUAGAGAAAACGUUGCUACAAUUAUUAGCACUACUAGGUUCACAGAGGGCGUAAUAAAUACAGAAAAUAAUUACCCAGAAUCCACGGGGCCAACUGAACAUCACAUUGAACCAACUUCAGACGUUUUAAAAAAUAAUUCCUUAACGGUCGACAUUAGUAUUGAUAAAGAUAUUGAAUUAAAUUCUUUCAACGAAAAAUCUAAUAAAAAGUUUCCUGAACGAGAUAAAAUAGAGGAAAGCUUAGAAGAAAUUCUAUCAGGAAAGCCUUCGAAAUAUGCACAAAUGUCUCCAACUAUUGAGGAAAAUAUUUUAAACAUUGUGGACCACGUACAAACAGAAGGUAACAUAAACUAUGAACCUAUAUCAGGUAGUACAGAAAAUACGCAAAUGUUUCCAGAAAUAUCAACUUCAUCAAUUCAAUCUCACACCUCAAAGAAGCAAGAAAAGUAUUCGUCAAAAGAUGAUUCAUCGAGAAAAAGCAGAAGUAAAUCACGUACACCUCCCCGAGAUCUGAAAAAAAAUAAAAAACGUCAUCAUCAUCGAAAGAAAUCUAAACUGUCAGCAGAAAAAGUUGAAGAAGCGAUAACGGCGAAUAUUACUAAACCUAUAUUAGUUACAAAAGAUUCUGUUAUGAUGAGAAUGCAGGAGAUUGAUUUAGCUAUUCAGAAACUUAUGGAUGAGAAAAUGGCUCUCUAUCAAAUGUUAAAAGAUGAUAAAUGGCCAUCUGUUCAAACUGAAGAGCAUCCAAUAUUGACUGAGCCGAAAACACCUAAAGUGAAAUCUCAUUUAUCUACAUCAUUAACUGACAAGCUGGCUGUAAAGACACCGCGGGUUGUUGUAUCAAGAUUGGCAGAAAGCGAUAUGAAGCAAGCAUCAACAUCAUCAGUCGUUGAACUUCUUCAAUCUAAACCUGAGUAUUCUAGUACCCCAAAACACGAAAGUUUGUUAUUAAAUAAAUUUUCUAAAACUGAAGAGAAAAAUAAUAAAAUAUUAAGUUUAAAUAAUACUGCAAUAUCUAAAAUGCCGAAAAAAAGAAAACACAAGGAAGACAGAGGCCAUAAUAAAAAUAAAAAUUUAAAAACAGAUGGAUCUCCAGAAGCUAAACGACAAAUGAAUUCACAAGAAUAUCUUCAUAAACAUAAAAAAUCAUCAAUAGCUGCUAAAAACAUCAGAGAAUCAUCUCGUAAACCAUUCAAAUUAUCACAGUUAUUGACAACUUUUAAACCAAAAACAUCUAUAGAGAAAAGAAGAUCUACAAGUCCAAAAGAAUUACAGCGAAUUCAGAAAUCUUCAUCAAUAAGUAUUGAAAAAAAUGUAAAUGUUAGUCAAGAUCUUACAAAAUUAUUGAAAAAAAAUGAUUUAAAUAGUUCAGAAGAAGCAAAUAAAGAGAGUGGUUGUAAUGGAAAGAAUAAAUUAUCUGUCGAUAAUGAUAAAAAUAAUGAAAAUGAACAUUUUGAACUAUCUAAAAAGCAGAGUCAAGAAAAUUUUAAUAUUUCUGAAGAUGUUCCCAAUCUAAUUUAUUCUGAUGACAGUACUUGGGAUCAUAUAGAUAGCUUCCAUGAAAAAUCCGAAAGAUCUACUGGUUUACUUCUACUAGAAGAAAGUAUGAAACGUGAGAAAGCAGCUAAAAAAUCAAAGUAUCUGACGUCAAAAAAGAAAAUAUCAAAUUCAAAUACAAAAGAAGAUUUAGUAUCUUCUGAUCUCGAUGAUACAAUGCCUCUUAUUUAUGUCAUUUCUAAAAAAAAAUUGAAAAAGAAACAGUCAAUGCUUAAUAAAAAACUUAACAAAAGCAGCAAUAAUGAAGAAACUCCAAGAAUUGAUCAUACAGAAGAAAUUAUUGAUGCUGUAGCAACAAAUCGAGUUCAUGAUUUGUACGAUAAUUCUAUUUCUAAAGAUAAUGAGCAAUGCAGAUUUGAAAAAGAAUCUAAUAAUCAACUGUUAACAACAAUUGAAAAAUUAGAUGAUUCAAAUAUGGAAGAGACUAGAGAAACUUCAAAUAAAAUAGAAACAAGAACCGAAGUGGUAGAAAGUCAAAUCAUAGAAGGAAGCACUGAAACAGAUAAUAGUAAGAAAAACUACUUAGAUACAGAGAUAAGAGAGAAAGAAGAUUUUCAUCCGAAAACACCAGACUUUGUUGAGCCACUUCAAAUAACAGAACAAAAUACUGAAGAACAUUGUGAAAAUGAAAAUAACCCAAAUGAGGAAGAAUGGACUACGUUAGAUUCUGUUGGGUUUAUUGAUGAAAAAGAUGACGGUCUUGAUGAUAUUUCCGAUGAUAGAUUGGAGAUACAUACGAGUUUCGAAGAAGAAAAUAGCAACAUAAGUUCUACAGAUAUUCUUGAAAAAGGACAAGAAGAAUCAGCGACACUAGUAAGAUCAUCUUCACCAAUUGAAGAAGAUAACAUUAAUAAUACACAAUCUGAUGCAAAAAUGAAUAAUUAUGAAAAAAAUCAAAAGAUAUCAGAAAUACAAUCAACAAUACUACAAGACUGGGCAGAAUCUCCAUCACAUUCCAGUCGCUAUGAUAAUGACAUUAAUUUGGAAAUGAAAAAAUCUAGAUUUGAUUUAAAUCAAAUUACUACUCGAGAAUCACCAUUAAUGGUAAAUGCCAAUGAGGAGACAAAAAUUUUUAAUGUCGAAGAAAAUAAUAAAGAAUCAGAAAUAGAUGAUACAAGUGUGAAUGAUAGUCAAAGACUUUUAGAAUUAAAAGAAUCGACAACUACAAAAAAUAAAAAGAAAAGUGAUGAUAAAGUCGAAGAAGAGAAUAAAGAAGAAGAAAAUACAAUAAAUCAAGAUGAAGAAGAAAACUUAAAGAAAAGGAAAAGUUCAUUAGAAAGAGAAAUUGAACGACCAACGUCAAUAGUAAAAGAACUUGAAAAAUAUGGACAUUCAUUCUGUGAACCUGUAAGAUCUAAAUCUGCUGUGCAAGAAUUAGAAAAAUCUGAGUAUUCAAUAAAAGAAACAAACAAUAAACGACCGAAAUCUGCAACGAAAGAAAUUGAAAGACCAAAAUCUAUAAUAAAAACAAGUGAAAAAUUCAUAUGUAUAAUUGAAGAAACUAAGAGCUUAAAAUCUGCUGUAAAAGAAAUUGAGACUCCAAGCUCUACAGUGAAUGAAAAUGAUAGAUCGAAAUUUAUAGUGAAAGAUUUAGAAGUUCCAAAGAAUGUACCUAAAGAUGUUGAGCUGGAAAAAUCAACAAUAAGAGAUUCUGAAAAAAUAAAAUUAACACGAAAAGAAAUAAAAAAAAUUACUGAAGAAAAAGAAGCAUCAAUUGAAGAAAAUGUUGAAAAUGAAGAAAUUUUGAAGAAAAAACGAGAAAAAAUAAAAACUAAAUCGAAAGUUAUGGAUGACGAAGAAUCAUCAGUUGAAAAAGACAUUGACAAUGAUGAAGUUUCAAAGAAAAAACGAGAGAAAAGUAAUAAAAAUAAAAAUCUUCUAGCAAGUCGAAGAAGUUCACGAAGUUCUAGACAAUCAGACGAUAGUAACAGAACAUCUAGAAGUCGUUCACGAUCUACAAGAGUAGAAAAAUCACCUAGUUCUCGAGAUACUUCUCCUCCUGAAAUGGACUUAAAGAGUAGACCAACUUCAGGCAGCUCUUCAAGCUCCUCUGUAAAUAGUAGAAAAAAAUCUACCACAAAUUCAAGAAGUAGAGAAACUACUAAAAUAGAUAGUAGAUCAACUCGACGGAAAAGAAAACAGAAAAGGCUCGGUGAUUCAGACAUUAACUUAAUGAGAAAAUGUAAAGUAAGGUUAAUAGAUUGUAAACAAAUAUAUCGUGAACCCAGCCUUUAUUCGAGUUUUCUUAAAUCGCAUGGAUUGUCAAGAAUUAAUAAUUGGAUGUUACAAGAAAUUAUACCUCGACAAGAAACGCCUCCAAGAGAGUCUAAGAGACCUUCUAUUAGUGAUGAAGAUAAAAAUCAUAGUGACGAUGACUCAAUGGAACUCAUUCAAGUUGAAGAAGUUGAUGAUCUUCAAACUAUGGAUACUCUAGAUUCUUUAGCAGAUGAUAGUAUUCAAGAUUCCAGAGAUCAGAAUGACAACAAUUCUUCAAUAAGUUCAGAAUUUGCAGAGUCACCACAAAACGUCGAUAUUGCGGAAUCAGACUUUGAUGAGUAUCGUGAUAAUGAUGAAGAACCUGAAAUUUUGGAAUCAGACAUUGAAAUUUUAGAAAAACAAUCUCCAGCAACAAAUGCUUCCAAUCUUAUUUAUUCAAAAGACAUUGAAAGUGAAGAACCUCGUAGGACACAGUAUACUGUUCACAAAGGACCGAUUCUUGAUAUUAAGGUCUUUGGUGAUUCCUUUUUAGCAGCCAGUGAAGACGGAGCAAUAUAUAGAUAUAGUCAAAGGUCCAAUGGUAUAUUAAAUAUCUAUAAAGGUCAUGAUGCAGCAGUUACUUGUUUAUAUAUUCAUGAAGUUCCUGGAACAGCUGAAAGUGGAAAUACAAGAUGGAAUUUGUUUUCUGGUUCUCUCGAUGCAACCUUAAGAUGUUACGAUGUUAUAAAUGGGUCAUUAGAUCGUCAUAUAUCUGAAAUUGGAAGUCCUAUUCAAUGUAUGGAUCAAGCUUGGGGAAAUAUUUUUAUUGGAACCAAGUCAGGUCACAUUUCUCGAUAUGAUAUUAAAUCUGGCUGUUUGAGAGAAGAUAAAUUAGACUUUUCUGAUAAACCAAUACUUGCACUUCGAGCUUCAACUGAAGGACCGCGAAAAAUUCUGAUUGUUGCUUCUCGUAAUCAACCUAUCACUAUUAGGGAUGCACAAAAUGGAUUAUUUCUACGUACAAUAUCUGGUCAGAGAAAUCAUACUGUCUAUAGUUUGUUGAUGGAUAAGAAUCUUGUUUAUUGCGGGACCAGUAACACUUCGAUUCCAGUCUUUGAUUUUAUUAGUGGAGAACAAGUUGCUCAGUACACUGCCGGUGUUGGUAUUGUUUGCAUGCGACUUUAUAAACAAUUGUUGUUUGCCGGUUGCUAUGAUGGGAAUAUAUAUGUCUUCGAUACAAAUGAUCUAAAAUUGAUAUGCAGUAUCCCUGGGCCUGGCAAUAUGCUAUUGAGUUUAGAAAUUGUAAAUGAUGAAAUCAUAGCCGGUAGCAAAGACAGGCGUCUACAUGCAUGGAGAAUGCCUAAUCAGAUAAGAAAUAUGAUCACUGAUCGAACGUGAAAUUAAUUGAAUGCUCCCAUCAAAGUGCCUGGAACAUCUAGUCAAAAAUAAUAUUAUAAAAUUUGUUCUUUUAUAAAUGCAAUCGAAGACAAUAUCCCGCAUAAGAGCGACAAAAUAUUUCAAGUAUAACAUUGUACAUAUAAUAUAUACUAUUGCACAUAGUAACAUUUUAAACUUUGUACAAAAAUACUGUAAAAAGUUUCUCAAAAAAUUUUAAUAUUUUAGGACAAU
This is a messenger RNA of Chelonus insularis, 13685 nucleotides long. RefSeq lists its product as uncharacterized. The transcript has 6 exons. Bases 732 to 13454 code for a protein of 4240 amino acids. The record is from RefSeq and is a predicted model, not a curated record. Gene Ontology annotation, molecular function: RNA binding; SH3 domain binding. Gene Ontology annotation, cellular component: cytosol; membrane. Lineage: Eukaryota; Metazoa; Arthropoda; Insecta; Hymenoptera; Braconidae.